Messenger RNA from Bombus huntii, 1392 nucleotides. Its product is annotated as putative gamma-glutamylcyclotransferase CG2811. NCBI's taxonomy places the organism in Eukaryota, Metazoa, Arthropoda, Insecta, Hymenoptera, Apidae. The transcript has 4 exons. Bases 490 to 1008 code for a protein of 172 amino acids. The record is from RefSeq and is a predicted model, not a curated record. Gene Ontology annotation, molecular function: gamma-glutamylaminecyclotransferase activity.
AUGACCUCUGGUGUGUGUCGAAACAUGCGUAACAUUGUCGAGUGUGACACCGUAAUUAGUUUUUGAUAUAUUUCUCAUAAUUGUUGGUUUUGAUUUUAUUUGAAUAUACGGAACUGUUUCGUGAAAACUAAUGCUUUGUGGUGAACACUGUCGGGUAGCGAAAACAACUUGUUCUCUUCGAGAAAGAAACGAAACGAUUCGAGUCUCGUUUGCCAUAACCAAUAAUUUUAGCACAUACUAGUGGCUCCAUCUAUUGGAAAACGCGUAGCCCAUUGUUAUCGACAGUGAAGUUAAAUUGUUAGUGGACUUUAUCUACUAGCGCCGUCUCUUUGAAAAACGUUGAAACUGUUUGUACAUCAUUAUCGACAGCGAAGUAAAUUAUUGGAAUUAAAAAAAAAACUGUUUUUAAGCUUGCAUUUUGAAGUUAAAAUGAAAAAUUAUUUUCCGCACAGUAUAUUCAUAUAAUUACAAUACGAUUGAAAGUUCAAAAUGUAUGAACACUUGUUCAAGAGUCCUCUACACCGUAUCUUCGUAUACGGGACACUAAAGCGAGGAGAACCCAACCACAAUUUGAUCCAAGAUGUUGCAAAUGGAUACGCAAAGUUCUUGGGACUUGGGAGAACCGUUGUUCCGUAUCCGCUAAUAAUUGCCACUCAUUAUAAUAUACCAUUUUUGUUGAAGAAACCUGGCUUUGGUCACCAUGUAUUUGGUGAAGUAUACGAUGUCGACACGAAAAUGUUAAAAAAGUUAGACGAAUUAGAAGAACAUCCAACGUUUUACGAACGAUCAGAGGAAGAUUUGUUGAUUGCUCCAGAAGGCAAGGCCAAAUCGAGCGAUAAUUUUGAAGAGAUCAGUACCUUGACAAAGGUCUGGAUAUAUUUUUUACCAAGGUUCAGGGCGUCCUUGUUGGAGAAUCCCAUGUACAGCUCGUACAGCAACGAGGGAAGUCACGGACUCAAAUAUUGCGAAAACGAGGAGAGUACAGUAAGGCCGGAAGACCUACUCUGAUCAAGCUGUUUUGCAUAAUAUGUUGUUAACCCCAUCAUCGCAUGAACGCUUCAACUUCAUGUUUGUUAAUCGUGAUAGUUAAUAAAAGAUUUUUCGUCGAAUGAAAACCAUUGAAAUUUAAUCCUCUGCAGUCUAAUAUGUCUUUUUACCAUCAACAAGCAAGUUUCCUACUCAAUCUUUUUUUUUCUUCGACAUUUAAGACUCUAGAGGUUUAAAUAUUAUCUCUCGUUAAUUUCCAUCGCAACGAGUUAACAAGCGCUAUGUUCUCUCGCAUAAAGUGAACCGACCGUUGAAAAAACAUUUUGACAGUACAUAUAACAAUGAAAAGUGUCUCCAUAAAUACCUAUGUACAAUCUCGAAAAUAUAUCUUGUAAUAUAUAAUUA